Molecule: messenger RNA, 1821 nt
Organism: Syzygium oleosum
Lineage: Eukaryota; Viridiplantae; Streptophyta; Magnoliopsida; Myrtales; Myrtaceae
Exons: 6
Coding region: 358-1323 (321 amino acids)
Source: RefSeq, a predicted model, not a curated record
AACUUACGAUCCGUUUCUUCUUCAUUCUUCCAUCAGUUUUCCAACUUAUUACGCGAGUUUCGUGAUCCUUGUAUCGACCCGUUUGAGAUUUUGCUACUUCCCGUCUCAUACUGCUGCAGCGUCAUGUUUGAACAUUUUCUCAGUGAUAAGGCUAUUGUACAUGGAAGAUGUCCAAGCUUAUUUGUGUAGCAUAGAGGAAAAGGAUGUCUCCAUUCAUUCCCCCAACUGCCAAUUUCACAAGUUAUCCACUGCUUGUCCAAAUCCCCGGUGACCCUUCUUUGCUCUUAUUCUGGGGAGGGAUUGAAACGUCCCUGGGAGGAAGUAGUUGAGGUGGGAGCUACCAAGGAGGUACAAAUUAUGUCUCAUAAUACCCAUCGAAUGGAAAGAAGCUAUUCAAUCCGGAGCCUUUCAAGCAGAGGAGGUUCUGAAAUCAUCAAUGUGAAUAAUCGACACAUCAUAUUCAUAUCGGAAGAAUUGGGAUGGGAUAAGAUGACUAGCAGUUAUAUGGUGGAAUCAGGAUUCUUUGUGUCAUCUUUCGCUGCCACUAUGUUCAUAGGUGCACUGGUAACAGUUGGGACCUUGUUAAUCAGCUUGCUGACUGUGUUAGCAGUGAUGUUGCAAUCUUGCGAAAGUAAAAAUUCAGGGGUUGUUCAAAGUCAGAAGUUAAUUGAUUAUCAUAGAAUUUGCAGCAUACCUGCUCAGCAUGCAGAGCUCAAUGGCUUGAAAGCACAUGACUGUCCUCCUUUUUGCGGGGAUCUUACAAAGCAAUACAUCAAAGGGGGUCUCUAUGCUAGAGAAUUAAAUGUCACAAAUGAAGUGAUUCAGAGUUAUCUCGGUGCUGUUACAGCAGUAGAUGGUGGUCUAAAUGUUGUUUUGAUGGAUGCAGAUGACAUUUUGUCUCUGCAUCCACUUAACGUUGAUCUCUUCACAAAUAGGUUUGACGAUUUUGAUAGUGAGAGUUUUGAAGAGGCAAAUCAUUUAAAGCAAAGUUAUCUCCUUCAGUUGUACACGGAGUUGCAAGCAGGUGGGUGGACUUUGGUUUUCUUGUCUAGAAAAUCCCAAAGAGAACAGAAUGUUGCCAGGGAGAUCAUAUAUUCUGCAGGAUUCAGAAGUUGGUAUUCUUUGAUUAUGAGAUCCGACGACGAACUGCAAAUUGAUAGCAGAACAUACUUUUCCAGGCGAAGGGAAGCAUUGGAAGAGGAUGGUUUCCGAAUUGCAGGCGUAAUUAGUAGCCACAUGGAUGCUUUAACAGGUCCAUUCUCAGGAAAGUUAAUAUUCAAGAUUCCAAACCCAAUUUGUUACAAAUAUUCGUCGGCGCAUUGACAUCCAAAAGAAGCAGAAUUGGUUUUGCUCCAUGGUGGAUGAUUGUUUCAAGUCGGUGUUGCUUCGAGCUUCAAUCCACUCAACUUAACCAUGCCUAAACAGCGAUUGUCAGAGUUAAUAUAUGGAAGAUGAGUGCUGAUGUUGAAGUCAUCCAAUUUAGUCUUCGCAGCAUAUGAGGAGAGCGAAGCACCUAUCUUCUUCAAUUAUUCAUUUCUAUCUCUGGGUAGAAUCCACUACUAUUUGCGUCCCUUCUUUGGCAAUUCAAAGGGAAGGAAGGCAAAUGAUGUUGUUCAUGAUGAUUUCUUUUACACCGGUUGCAGAAGGUUUUAUGUCAGGGAAUUUGUACAUGAAUUUAAAACGUGUAUUACCAAACAUAUAACUUACGGCACUUCAUAGCACAACUAUAGCACAGCACAACUACAGUUCAGCCAUUGUUAUACUAAAAGGGUUGUAUGCUUGCUUUCGAAACUAGUGGAAGAAGUAGAAGCUCUACCUUCA